GGAUGUGGGCUUGGCGCGUGAUAGGAAUUUAAGUCCUCGGGGUUCGCGAUUGAUGCGCCAUCUCCAAGGAAACGCGUUUUGGGAAGGAAGGAAGGAAAGGUUGGAGUUGGCUCUGGAGUGUGGACUGGCGGCAAAAGGGAGAUGCCUUGAAGGAGAACUACUAAAUGCAGCACAUAUGAGACUACACCAGCAGGUGCAGCAACAUUUUCCAAGGAUUUGCGUAGCAUUCACCCUGCCUGUUCAGAGAGCACUGGAAAAAAAUGAAGACUGGAAUUAUCUGAUAAGAUUCUCAACAUCACACCUUGCUAGAGAUCUGUAUCACCUCCACCUCCUAGCAGGGUUGAGGGAAAAGGAAAUAUUUAACUCUGGUGUUCCCAGAAUGGACUGCUCUAGUUCUUACUCAGGGGAAGAUGGUGGGCAGACCACAUCUCAAAGCCACAGUGGUGAAGAUGAGCGACAGUGGCAACAGGAACGCCUUAAUAGAGAGGAAGCCUAUUACCAGUUUAUUAAUGAGCUCAGUGAUGAAGACUACAGGUUAAUGAGAGAUCACAACCUUCUGGGGACUCCAGGAGAAAUAACAGCAAAUGAGCUGCAGCAACGUUUGCUAGGUGCAAAGGAGCAUUUGGCAUCACAUUCUGACAGAGAAAAUAGAGACUGGGAAGGAGGUACUGUCGGAGAUGCAGAAACUGUUGGGGGAAAUUCAACAAACAGCUCGCUGCUAGAGUGGCUGAGCACAUUCCACCGUACAGGAAAUUCCAGCCAUAGUGGACAGAGUGGGAACCAGACUUGGAGGGCUGUAAGCCGAGCAAACCCGAGUAGCGGGGAAUUUCGGUUUAGUCUCGAAAUAAAUAUAAAUCACGAACAUAACAGUGUUGACGCUCCUGGGGAAGAAUUGAACGGCUACCUUCUUGGUGAUCCCAAUGGAAGGCAGGUAGAGAACAGGUCUCUGAUAGAAGAGAGUCCCAUAGCCAGCCGAACAAGGAGCAGGACAUUGAGAGAGACUGUUGGUCGUGCAGUUGCCUCAUCAAGGGCUGGCAAUAUUAGUGGCUCAGUGACACAAAAUGCUGAAGUAGCAACUCAGUUAUUCCCUGGCAGACUCAGAAACAGAAGCUCAGCAGACCUUGGAGCACACAACAACGUCUUAGAUGACAAUGAACACAACAUUAUUAGGCAAAGGAGAAUUCACAGAGUCUCGUCAGUGACUGUUCACAGAAGGAGAGCUAGAACUCGGAGGAAUGCAAGGCAAAGGCCAGAAGUUUUAAGACUAAGAUCAACAUUCAGUAGUCAGUUUCAGUCCCAUUUGGAAAGAAGGCAACGUAUGAAUGCACAGCAAAUCCAUAGAAGGUCUGUCCAGGCGCAAACAGCCCAGCCGCCUCCUGAGCAAGGUGAGGACCAAGUGCCAACACUGGGCAUAACAUUGGAAGAGGAGGAAUCUACCAGACCCACAACUGCACCUAGAAGACAUCCUAUUAUUACAUUAGACCUUCAGGUGAGAAGAAUUCGUACUGGAGAAAAUAGAGAUCAAGACAGCAUUGCUACUAGAACUCGUUCGAGAGCAGGCACGGCAGACAACGCAGUCAGUUUCGAAAGCGAUAGGGAGGGUUUCCGUCAGACCGUUUCACGAUCUGAACAUGCGGGCAUACGGACGUAUGUUAGCACCAUACGGAUACCCCUGCGUAGGAUAUCUGAAAUUGGGCUCGGGGAAUCUUCAUCGGCGGCUCUUAGAUCAAUUCUACGGCAAAUUAUGACUGGAUUUGGAGAGCUAAGCUCCUUAAUGGGCACCGAGUCAGAUUCCGAAGCUCAGAGGAGUGGUCAGCACUCGGCAGACACGCAGUCAGAACUGUUUAACGUGCACACACUAAGCAGCAUUGGUGAGUCCGGUGAAGCUUCUCUUCGAAGCAGGCCUGCUGAACAAGGUAGCAGAGAAUGGCAUGGAGAAACCAAUGCGACCCAACACUACAAUCAAAGUAAUGAAGCUCAAGGUAACAGACAGUUUCAAGAUGCAAACAGUUUUGUUGAAAGUGGAACGCUUCCCAUCCUUCGUCUUGUACCUUACCUUUUAUUAGAUGAAAGUACUAGUGACCAUUUGAGGGGGUUAACCAAAGAACAAAUUGACAAUCUUUCUACUCGCAAUUAUGGGCUUCCUGGUGCAGAAGAGGGUGAAGUAAGCAAGACCUGUAGUGUUUGCAUUAAUGAAUAUGUUUCAGGAAAUAAGCUAAGGCAGUUGCCCUGUAUGCAUGAGUUCCAUUUUCACUGUAUUGAUCGCUGGCUUUCUGAGAAUUCCACUUGCCCAAUUUGUCGACAACCUGUAGUAGCUUAACAUUGCAGGCAGUGGAUAAUUCCUCAAAUUUUUGAAUUUGUGUACUCCAUUGGGAGCCUGGUGGUAUUUUACUAACUUUGAAUAUGAGGAGUGAGUGUGUAAAACAAGUUUAAAACUGGAGGUGACCUCGCUACAUGUGGCAGUGAACUUCUUUUCUUAAAAGGCAAGUGUAAGGGUGAAGAUCAGUCAAAUAGGCCUCAUGCAAUUAUAUUUUUCUAAAAUAUUCCCUCAUAUAAAGCACUUCUGUAAUAUAGAAACGUAAUUGUUUGUGUUAACAGUAUGAUCUUUAUUGAGAUUUCAGUUUUUGUGAAGUUGUUGAAAUAAUCUUUUGU
Messenger RNA from Podarcis raffonei (Aeolian wall lizard), 2652 nucleotides. It is a transcript of the gene RNF6, whose product is annotated as ring finger protein 6. Gene Ontology annotation, biological process: ubiquitin-dependent protein catabolic process; protein ubiquitination; positive regulation of DNA-templated transcription. Gene Ontology annotation, molecular function: ubiquitin protein ligase activity. Gene Ontology annotation, cellular component: nucleoplasm; cytoplasm. The record is from RefSeq and is a predicted model, not a curated record. NCBI's taxonomy places the organism in Eukaryota, Metazoa, Chordata, Lepidosauria, Squamata, Lacertidae.